Messenger RNA from Aegilops tauschii subsp. strangulata, 2616 nucleotides. RefSeq lists its product as uncharacterized. The record is from RefSeq and is a predicted model, not a curated record. Lineage: Eukaryota; Viridiplantae; Streptophyta; Magnoliopsida; Poales; Poaceae.
AUGGCGACCGAGAACUACGACCCCUGCUACCCGGACCAGCCGGUGGUGCACCGGUACCUGCCCCUGUGGGCCAGGAUGCCGGCGUUCGCCGCCAAGCCGGCCUUCGUCUGGGCCGACGACGACGCGGCCACCGGCGCCAUGUCAUCCACCGCGAUCACCUACUCCGAGCUCAAUGCUGCGGUGGAGCGCCUGGCGUCCGGGCUCCUCGGCACGCUACGGCGCGGCGACACCGUGCUCGUGCUCGCCUCCCCGGGCCUCCGCCUCGUCAAGCUCCUCUUCGCGUGCCAGCGCGCCGGUCUCACCGCGGUGCCCGUCAUCCCGCCCGACCCGUCCAGGCCCGGCCCCGCGCACGCGCAACUCCUGCGCGCCGUGUCUCAGACGAGGCCCAGCGCUGCCGUCGCCGACGCGCGCUACGUCACCGCCGUCGCUUCGUCGAGCCGGCUAGCCGCCGCGCUGAGCGGCCUGCGCUGGCUGUCCGUGGACGGGCUGGACGAAGGUGAAGCUGGUUUGCCGGGCGCCAUGGCGGGCCACGCGGGCUGCGGCGCGGGAGACGCGUACCUGGUCCAGUACACGUCCGGCGCGACGGGCGUCCCGAAGCCCGUGGUUGUUACCGCCGGCUCGGCGGCGCACAACGUGCGGGCGGCGAGGCGGGCCUACGACCUGGGCCCCGGCAGCACGAUCGUCUCGUGGCUGCCGCAGUACCACGACUGCGGCCUCAUGUUCCUGCUCCUCACGGUAGUCUCCGGCGCCACCUGCGUGCUGGCCUCGCCCGACGCCUUCCUCCGGCGCCCGCGCCUUUGGCUAGAGCUCAUCUCCGAGUUCAAGGCGACGUGCACGCCCGUACCGUCAUUCACGUUGCCGCUCGUCCUCCGCCGCGGCGGCGGGCGCUCGGCGUCGGCGCACGGACUGCAGCUCGGCAGCCUCCGCAACCUGAUCCUGAUAAACGAGCCGAUCUACAAGGCGUGCGUCGACGAGUUCGUCGCAGAGUUCGGCCGCCACGGGCUGCGCUCCGAGUCGGUCUCUCCGUCGUACGGCCUCGCCGAGAACUGCACGUUCGUGUCCACGGCGUGGCGGAGCACCAGCGGCCGCGUGGACGGCCUCCCGUCGUACAAGAAGCUUCUGCCGUCGGCGAGGCUGCCAUCGUCCAGGGCGCACGAGGCGUCGGAGAUCGAGAUCGUCGUGGUGGAUGAGAAGACCGGCGAGCCGGUGAGGGACGGCACGGAGGGGGAGGUCUGGGUGUCCUCGCCGAGCAACGCGUCGGGGUACCUAGGCCACCCGUCGGCGAGCCACGAGGCAUUCUGCGGGAGGAUGCCGGGGAGGGCGGGGUCGUGCUUCGUGCGCACGGGCGACCGCGGCGUGGUCACCGGACCGGAGCGGUACCUGUAUGUCGUCGGCCGUAGCGUCGACGUGGUCGUCUCCGCGCUUGACGGCCACGUGCACGCACACUACGUCGAGACGGCCGCUUUCGGCAGCGCGCCGGACCGCGUGAGGGGUGGCUGCAUCGCCGCUUUCACCGCGCCGGCGACAAGGUCUUCGAAGGAGCAAAUGUGCGUCGUCGCGGAGCUGCAGAAGGGAAGCCGCAGCGAUGAUCACACGAGUCUCUGCGACGGCAUAAGGCGGUCAGUGUGGGAGGCGGAAAGGGUGAGGGUUGGUCGGGUGAUGCUUGUCCAGAGCGGCGCGGUGCCGAAGACGACGUCGGGGAAGGUGCGCCGUGGGGCGGCGAGGGAGAAGUUGGUCGCCAGGCGGUAUCCGGUGGUUUUUGAGGCCCUGUACGACAACUGUGACGGCGAGGGCUCGACGCGUGCGGUGCGUAACGAAGAUGGGGAAAUGGAGGAGAGGUGCGCGGCGAGCUGGAUGGCAGGAGAGGGUGGGGUGCCCGCCAUGGCCACGGCCUUAGGUGGUGCAAGCCGCCGUGUUCGCGUCCAAUCGUUUCUUUGAGAAAGAAGUUUUCGAAGAUUAAAGUGUGUAGUAGGAUGGAUGGAAUUGUUUGGUUUGGUUUGUCUUGGUGAUCACGUUUGAUGAUGAAGCACCUCUCUCCCUUUUUGCCAUGUAGUAUUAUUUCUUGAUGUCCAUUUAGGGAAGUUGAAGAUCUAGUGUUUUUAGUGCUGUGUUAGUGAUAUGCCUUAAAAAACCUUUACGCAUGCCACAAUGUUAACACGAGUUUCCCUCGCAAAAAUAAAAUAAAAUGUUAACAUGAGUUAGCAUUUUUUUUUUGCGAAUCAAGUUAGCGCUCUUCCUAUGUGGCUAAUUUUAAUUCAGGUUUGAACGGUUCUCAUUCCAAUUUUAAUUAUAUCAAGUUUGUGUUCAUGAACCCGAAGUGUUUAAUAUAGGUAAUGUCAUUACUAAUCCUGGUAUCCGGGAACAAACUAAAGAGAGAUCUAGUGCUUGAACUAGAAGUCAUUAUAAAAAUAUUUUUUAUUAGCACUAGAUAAUCAUCUGUGCGUUGCAGCGGGACAUAAAUAUUCUACUAUGUUAAUUUAUGAUUUAUCGAAAACUUAAUUUGAUUUGAUAAACACCUUUGGCCUUUUUUUCCAAAGAAAAGUAUAAUUUUAGUUCAAUAAAAGGCGGGACAAUAUAGCCGGUUAAUAAAUGAAAAAACACACAGACCGGAGGAAU